Messenger RNA from Triticum aestivum (bread wheat), 995 nucleotides. RefSeq lists its product as uncharacterized. The coding region runs from base 296 to 736 and encodes 146 amino acids. The transcript is spliced from 2 exons. Lineage: Eukaryota; Viridiplantae; Streptophyta; Magnoliopsida; Poales; Poaceae. The record is from RefSeq and is a predicted model, not a curated record.
UUACCGGGUCCAUGGAAGUGCUCAACCCUGUUGGGCAGUUGCCACAUCUGGUAUACCGGUGCAGGAGCAACUUUUUAAUGUUCCUAUUUGCCACUACAAUCAUCUCAAUCUGUUCCAUCAUGGUGACUUUUCAAGAAGUUCUGGGAGGACAUUUGAUCCAUCUAGCUUAGAGGUGGCGGCACCAAUUCUGCUGGAGAGAGACGAUAGUCAUGUACACAGAAGAGAAAGUCAUGGCGAUAUCAUCUUUCUAGCAAGUGAGCUCAUACUCUCCAGGCUUAAUUGGUCACGAUAUGACAUGGAGGUGGCAAAACUAUCGACAGGCGCGGCAUGGACAAACCUUCCAUCCCCAUCAGGGAUGACGGAGAACACCGUGAUCCCCACUCUCAAGGCCUUCUCCUUGCGAGCCUAUGACCCAAAGCAGGUGAUCAUUGCUGGCGGCGAUCAGGAGGUUGUGGUGAUCUCUCCUUCUGGUGGCCUACUGGCGUCGAUCGACCUCCCCGCGCCGCCGACUUACGCACUAAUCCUUGAGGAUUUCUCCGGGGAUGGGCUGACUGAUUUCAUGCUGGUGACAUCCGGGGGAGUGUAUGGAUUUGUGCAGACGAGGCAGCCUGGGGCGCUCUUCUUCGGCACGCUCGUCGGCUGCUUGAUCGUCGCGAUCAGGGCGAUUCUUGUUUCUCUACACCUCAACUCGUCGAACAACGGUAAACCAAGGUCUUCUUCGACCGACUACAGGUGACUGCGACAGCGGUAUUCUGCUGAGAGGAUCUUGUGAACAUCCCCGGCACGCAGUGAGGAGAUGUUAUAGUGUUGAAGCAAGACUUCUAUUAAUUAUAGCUGGCUGGAGGUGUUUAGCUUGUGUCUUGUAAGUAUUUGGGUUGGUGAACUUUCGUUGUUCUUCAAUAUAAUCCUUCGCUAGCAUAAGUGUAUAUACCUGAAGACCCCGCAAGAUAAAACACACCUGAAGCUCUCGAGUGUAUAUGCUCAGGCUGCAGCGU